Molecule: messenger RNA, 2569 nt
Organism: Ceutorhynchus assimilis (cabbage seed weevil)
Lineage: Eukaryota; Metazoa; Arthropoda; Insecta; Coleoptera; Curculionidae
Source: the annotation of a GenBank genome assembly
GGGAGAUUGUGUCAGAGACUAUCACUAGUCAGAAAUUAUUAUUGAUUGGGCAAACUUUUACAUAUAUUUUAUAAACAUAUUUUCGUUUACGUUUGUGAGUGAUUUAGUUUGUGAUUCUCCCGCAGGUUUAUCCAACUCUACUGCAUUUUGGUGUUUUUCAUUGUUCCAUAUGGGUGCUUAAACUAGAAGCACAGUUUCUAGAAGGGAGAAGUAAAAGGCCGGCCGACUCGAGAAUUGGCGAACCUACGCUUUACGAGGAUGAGCAAUCCUGUUAGUUUACGAUUCUUCCGUCUGGCUACAUCAAAAAAUCGCUGUCGGGGUACUCCCGCGGAGAUCUGUGACGUCACCGUCCAGACGGGAAGUGCUCUGGGAGUAAUGUGCAAAGCCGAGCAGAUCGAGCGGAUCUAGCAGAUACAAAUGAAAACCUUUUAUUUGCAGUUUGACUAGUUUGACAUUAUGGAAAAAAUAAAUACUUCACUUCCACCAUAAUUUUUGUUUUGAAGCUCAAAGUUAUUUUUAGAUUGUUAUAUUUGUUCUUUGCAUACAUCCGGGUUUAAUUAGUUUUAAUUAUAUAAACACGUAUUGUAUUUCAAUUAUUUCCUCUUGCUGUUAAGUUUGCUGUUUUUAUUUUUGUCUUACAUGCCAUGACAGAAGAAUUAUUGUUAUAUCAAAUUAUCGAUAAUGCUAAAAUCAUCGGUUCAAAGUAAGAUUCUAAAAACAUUACCAGACGAUAGACCUAUAACUGCAAUUCAGAUUGUAGAAAAUUUGGAUAAGUGCCCCAGAGGCUUCUAUCCCAUUUGUAAAACCUACGAUCAAGAUUCAGACGCCGAUUUAGGAGAAAAAUCUAUUUUUAAGGGUAGUACUGAGAGAUUCUUGUGCCUUUCAAAGACAGAAGGUAUCCCAAAUUUUGUUGUGCAAGAAGUGAUUGUCUUAAACGAAAAAACUGUACCUCCAAAAGGUUUCAGUUUGCUGAACAGGACUGCCGAUAGCCAGCAAAAAGCUUGGAAAAAGAAGCAGCUUUGCUAUAGACUGGUUAAUCAAAAAGAACUGAAAACUGCCAUCACUGAUAUUAUAGUUUGUAGUCGCUUGAAGAAAGCACCAACUGGAUUUUCAUUUGCAGGGGAAAUCAACGGAGUAACUGUUUGCUACAAGAUGGGCAACUCAGAAUCCAAUCCGAAUAGUCCACCGGACCGACCACCAAAAUCUUCUUCUCUUAACAGUAACAAUGUUUAUCCAGCAUUAGGUAACGAUGAUGACUAUGAAAUUCUAAGAACCCCGGGUCCAGGUGGUUAUGGGCCUAUUAGGCCUGCACCUAAACCUCCAGCACCAAUAAGUCCUGCUCAUCCAGCAUUGCAGCACCAAAUGUCCACUCACACACUGGGCAAUAGUUCCUAUUCUGGAUUGGAAGGCGUGCCAUUUACUGUUAAUCCUAAGUUUUUGGUUAGUGGAUCUAACAACAAUCCAUUCCAGGUACCAAAAAUCAAGAUCAAAACAAUGCAGCAGAUAUUGACUGAAUAUGACUACCCUUUUACAAUUGAGAGACAACUCCAGUAGGAGAGAGCACAAGAUAAAAUCAGCCAAGGAACAAUAAGUUUGUGUUACAUUUUAGGCGUUGUGUUGUUUUCGUAUUUUUUUUUUCGUGAUUAUGUUUUUCGUCCUUCAAUUUCUCACUUUUUUUUUGCUCAAAUUUUUCAAAUCUUAAUGGGUAUGCCAUUCUAUCGUUUGCCAGUUAUAAAUAACCGUGUGCCAAUAAUUUAGCCUGUUCGAUUUCUUGAAGAACUUUUGAAGUAAAUUAGAUUAGACAUAUAUAUUAUUUAAUGGUAAAUAAAAUGGUAAAUUCAAGAAAAAAAAUGACUAGUUUCAAUUAUGAAUAUUUUCAAACCAUUUCAAUUUAAACUUGUAAAUUCAACCAGUUGGAGCUCAAAGCUUCAUUAAGUGCUAGUUUGGUACUGAGAUAUUUGGUGCUUAGGAGUUUUAAAGUAAAUGGAAAUACUAUCAUUAGUGUAAACAAGAGACUGUCCUAAUAAAAGUGAUUUUCUUCUUAAUAUUUAAUUAAGAUCAUGUUUUUUUUUCAGCUUUUUUUUUUUUGUGAACAUAUCUUACUAUUUAUAUUCGGACAUUGGUUUUAUCCUCUAUAAUGUAGCCAGUUUUCAUAUUAUAUCUAUCUACGUAAUGUGUUUUUUAAGAUUAUUUUUUUAGUUAUAUGUAUUGCACCAUAAAUAAAAUUAUACUCCUUUUUUGUAGUUGUAGGUACCACCAUGUUUAGGCCAAAUUUUAAAUGAUUUUAUGAAAAUUGUUGACGUUUUACCACAUUAGCCUUAGAUUAAAAUAAAUAAAUACAAUAUAGUUUAAUAAUUUUUUUUAUUCAUCUUUGUCCCCCUUUAGGCAAGAAAUAAGAUUAUAAUAACACAAUAGAUGCUUUGAUUUGGUGAUACAACUAUAAUUGUUAUUGUUGCAACAUUUCUAUUGAUUAUUUCAUAGAAAAAAAUUUGCAUACAAAAGUUGUCCAGUUAUAAAAUAUGUAACAAAAUUUUGCAAUUGGGUCCUACUACUUGUGAAUUAAUACCGA